Nothobranchius furzeri (turquoise killifish) is the source of this 3396-nucleotide messenger RNA. The record is from RefSeq and is a predicted model, not a curated record. NCBI's taxonomy places the organism in Eukaryota, Metazoa, Chordata, Actinopteri, Cyprinodontiformes, Nothobranchiidae.
ACUUCUCUCUCUCCCUCUCCUUCAGCUAGUGUUGAUGUGCUCGGUUGUUGAAUAUGCUGGCAGAUUCCCUGCAGCAGUCUGGCUGUCACACAAGUUGACAUUCACUUCAGCAAACACAAUUUGCACAUUGUCUGAGCUUCCCCUAGCAUUCGCUGCAUUUCCUCGCGCCGCACGCUAAACUUUGAUGAGACGCUCUCUGUUUUCACAGUAUGUUUUCAUACAGGCGUGGUAAAUAUUUUUUCCCAGAACUGUCAUGAAACUGGUUACUGUUUAUGUAAGAUGUGUUCUUUUAUUAACAGCAGCGGCGAAAGCAAUUCAGCUUUUAAUCCAGCGUGGACUCUGAGGGAUUUAAAGCGCGUAAGCAGCUCAGCCUUUGUGCUAUUAUGUUCGUAUUGUUUCGGAAACUAUCAGGGAGGCUUUUUGCAGCUUCAAUUAGACACAUGUCAGGAGGGUCAGAGUGGGAUGUCCGCGCAUCACUAAGUCCCUGUCACCCCGUAAGCGAGCUGCUGCGAGGCAGCGAACGGCAAAUGCUUUGGGACAGUUUUAAUGUUGAAGUCGAGCUGCUAUUGCUGGAAUUGGGAAGGUGACCGGGAUGGGCACAUGCAGCUGUUGCACCAACAGGAGACUGGAGGAGGAGUGUCACGUUAGAGAAGGGAAAUCACUAAAAAAGAGGGACAGUGUCAUUUUCUGGUAACUUAAAGUGACGACCUGUAUUUUCCCUGGUGACGGGGCAGUACAUACCUAAAUUAUAGCAAGAAGGCAGUGUUUUUGUGUUAGUAUAAGAUCCUACCAACGGGUGCCCUUAAGGGUCAAAAAUCCCUGGGAGUGCAACCUCCAGCUAAAUGACAAGCACGUCAGACUCCUUUUCAUCACUGGCAACAAGCGAAGAGGUAAAUGUGUAAAACAACAACGUUUAUGCACGGUGAAGGUUUUGUAACUGCUUGUUACAAAUGAGAAAAUGCAUUUUGUCUUCACGGGCUCCUGUAGAAGGACACAUGGCAUCUAAUAUGGCGUCGCCCAGAGACUUAGACCAGCUCCCGUGUAUUUUAGACCUGGUUUUUGUGGUUAUAUGUUACGAAGCCACCAAUAUUUUUCAACAACUGAGCAUCGUUUUGUUCAUUUUCACCAACAUUUAGACGGAUUAUUCCAGAGAUUAAUGGUAAAAAGUACACAUUGCCUCUUUAAUGUACCACUUUACUUGUUGAUUGUACUUUUUGUUCAAGUUUCUGUUACGCCUGAUUCACACCGACUGUGGAACAAAUGCGGCAUGGCUUCUGCACGGCCUCCGGGCGGACUGCGGCUUGUGAACAGACAUUCAGAUAAUUUGCUUCUUCAAAAAGCACCAAAUCUCAGAGCUUCGUGCAAUAACAACUACGCAUUUUGAGAAAUUCUGGCAAGGCCGACCUGACCAACCGUCCCAGGUGUAAAGCUGCUACCUGUCCGAUGUCCUCUCCCCACACUGUGUGAUGUGUCAUGGCUCCGGUGUUGAGUGGAGAUUGGUGGUCGGGGACGGCGGACACUAAUGGCGGCGUGUUGUGGCUGGGGAGUGAGCAGCUGGUGUCUGUUGUCUCCCUCGGCGUUCUCACCGGUUUGCUGCUGGCAUCCAUGCUGCUGCUGCUGUGUGCCAGCUGCAAGGGGGAGAAGAAAGCAGCAAAUGGACACCCGGGUGGAGACCAGCUGAACCUCGUGAACGGAGUGUCUGAGAGGGAGACCAUCAGCCAAUCAGCAGACAGUCCAGUGACGGACGCGGCCCUCAGCUGCUCCUACAACGGUCCUCUAACCAGCGGUACAAUCCUCUCAGACACACAGGACACCAGCCCCCAGCUGUCUUUGGAGAGGCUCUCCAGCCACUCAGAGCUCAGAUCUUCUAAGUGUCACCAGGACCGCGAGCUUCCCAGCAUCCCUCCCAGCACUGCACUUACCGGGGACCGACCCCCGGCCAUGGAGGACAGCACUUAUGAGAUGGUGAAGGACAUUGCGGCGGCGUCUCGUGAUGUCAGCGUGGAGGACUCUCUGUAUGAGACUGUCAAGGAGCUGAAAGAAGGCCCUGCGCAGCCUUACCUCUCCAACGGUACCGCCCAGCCGAGCCCCGGCGGCCCUCCUGCUUCACCUCAGCCUCCCGUCCUCCAAAACGGUAAACUCAGCCCCGUCCCCUCCAAGCGGGCGCCGCUGUCAGCGGGGGCGGAGUACGCCUCUGUCAACCUGAGCAAGAAGAGCCGCCACAGCGUUGACAUGGAGGCCAAACGACGGUCCAAUAGCAUCCCCCCACGCAGGCCUCAGGAGGACCCACAGGAGGACGCGCCCCCUCCAGUACCAGAGAAGGUUCUGGAUGAAAAUGACAACCAGCCGGUGGUGACCAACGGGCUUUCUGGGGUGCACAACGGAGAGCUACACUCCCUGUUGUCUGCUGCACCAGAUUUGGACAACCACUUUCGGUCGAAUAUCGAAUCGGAAGUGUACUCCACAGUAAAGACAAACUGUAACAAUGCAGCAAACGAUGAAGACAAGGAGCAUGACUACAGUAGCAUCGCCGAGCUCAAAGGUCUAGUCCCGACUUCUUCCUCCAGUGACCUCUACGCCACGGUCCGAGACAUCUACUCCCAUCCCGAUGAGCCCCUGCCCGGCGAAGACACUUCAGAUCCUUGCUACGAAUCCAUCCGCAUACCAAAGACUAGUAGCUCGGACGACGAUCAAAGGGUGGAAGCAGAGGGAACAGACACCGCCAAGGGAGAGCCUGACUAUGAAAGCGUGGGAGAGUUGGGUCUCCGGCAGGACAUAUCCCGUCUUUGAGUUUUUUUCCCCACCUAAUAAUUUCAAUUUUAGACAUUUUUCUCAUUCAGAUAUCACUGUGUUGGUGCGCGACUUGGGGGAAGAAAAAAAAUGUUUUAACUUCCAUCGUAGCGAGUGCACACCUUUAUUACAGCUUGGGUACGGUUUAUCAUACCUGAUCACCUUUAAUUUAUCAACUGUGUGAACGUUGUUGGUACUGGUAGGUCUUAAAAACACUCCGGUGUGGAACAAAAGAAGUAUAACACAUAUUCAGCUCUGUAAAUGCCAGAUGAAGGGUGUCUCAGUUCCUCUUUAAAAACAAACAAAAAGGUAUCAAGAAUGCAGUGCCGUACGUUCAUGUGAAAUUUAUGCACUUACUGUUUUAUGUGAAGGUAACGCUACAUAUGCCCUCGCUGCAGUAGCUAGUCUUUCUGGCUUCUAGUUGACUGUGCCAUGUUUUAUUGAGGUGUCAGAUGGUGUAUUUCUGGGCUGUUCAUUGUUCAUUCAUGUUCCUGUGAAAGAUCGUUGGCACGAAAAUAGAAAAAAAUACCAAUUUGUGCCCUUUGUUCAAAAGUUUAUGACAUCAGGCCGAACUAUAGACUUCAUUACUGGCUCAACAAAACAAAA